AGGCGACAUAGUGAGUUAUUUUCAUAGAGCUCUAUAACCCAGAUAGGGUGCCGUUUGCGUUCUUCCGUCACUGGGAAGUGCGUUUUGAGCUGCAAAGUGGUUUUGUAUUUCCGGUUCAGUAGCCGCAUGUAAUAUAAUUGCCGGGCUUUGCAAGAAAAAUGGCAAAAAGCUUACGCAGCAAGUGGAAGAGGAAAAUGCGGGCCGAAAAGAGGAAGAAAAAUGCCCCUAAAGAGCUCACCCGUUUAAAGAAUGUCCUGUCAAAAGUCAAUGCCGAUGUCUUGAUGGAAGAUGUGAAAGAGGUUGCGACUGUUGUGACUGCUGAGGAAGUUAAGGAAAAAUCUGAAAUGUUGGCGAAUACGCCUGAAGGUGACUCCUGUAGUAUGGAUAUGGAUGUAAAACGGAACAAAAGAAGCCUUCUUAACGAGCACGGUCAGUAUCCUGUAUGGAUGAAUCAGAGGCAACAAAAGAAGCUGAGGGUGCAGCGUGGAAAGAAGAAAGGCAAAGCCAAAUCUCCCAAAGGACUGGCGUGGUAGAAAUUAGGAGUAUACUGUCUGUCUAUACUUUUACUAUAUGGAUGUUUGUCGACUGACCUGAAUAAAUGAGACUAAGCAAACAGCCCUGUCUAGCCGCAGGAGAAGAUAUUAAAUAUAUAAUUUUUGUGUUUUAUGUUUCGAUAAUUCUGGCUUGCUUGAUGCCUUUAUGUAAGAUGUUAAUGCAGCAACCGCUUUUUAUAUGAUAUCUCUCUUGAAUGCACCGUGAAUGGUGAGAUGAAUAAAUGUUCUAUUUACCAUAA
Spea bombifrons (plains spadefoot toad) is the source of this 793-nucleotide messenger RNA. It is a transcript of the gene LLPH, whose product is annotated as LLP homolog, long-term synaptic facilitation factor. Gene Ontology annotation, cellular component: nucleolus. The record is from RefSeq and is a predicted model, not a curated record. NCBI's taxonomy places the organism in Eukaryota, Metazoa, Chordata, Amphibia, Anura, Pelobatidae. The transcript is spliced from 3 exons. Gene Ontology annotation, biological process: dendrite extension. Gene Ontology annotation, molecular function: RNA binding. The coding region runs from base 159 to 533 and encodes 124 amino acids.